Molecule: messenger RNA, 876 nt
Organism: Cynara cardunculus var. scolymus (artichoke)
Lineage: Eukaryota; Viridiplantae; Streptophyta; Magnoliopsida; Asterales; Asteraceae
Exons: 1
Coding region: 62-700 (212 amino acids)
Biological process (GO): cytokinin-activated signaling pathway; trichome morphogenesis; gibberellic acid mediated signaling pathway
Cellular component (GO): nucleus
Molecular function (GO): DNA-binding transcription factor activity; transcription cis-regulatory region binding
Source: RefSeq, a predicted model, not a curated record
CAAUACCCCAUUUUGGUACAUCAAAUUCAAACCCUAAUUUACAACAUACAUUUUCAAGAAAAUGGGGAAAAUUGCUUCUGAUCUUCUGUCAUCGACGUGGGAAGAAGGAGAAGCGAGUGACCAGCACUCGACACAAACAUGUGUCGAGAAAAAAGUAAGGUUAUUUGGGUUUGAGUUGCAUCCGGGUACCCUCAAAACCAACCAUUUGAGGUCAGUGGAAGGGGACGAAAGCGUAAAUUCAUCAUCAACAACAACAACGAUGGAAAAGAAUCUUCAAAUAGAGAUAAAAAAGUUUGAGUGUCAGUAUUGUUUCAAGGAGUUUGUAAACUCGCAAGCCUUGGGAGGUCAUCAGAAUGCGCACAAGAAAGAAAGAUUGAAGAAGAAACGGUUGCAGUUACAAGCAAGAAGGGCACGGAUCAACUACUACCUCCAACCCUAUACCCAUAAUAAACACGGGACUAAUGUUGAUUUUCAUGGUUAUUAUGGUCCAGAGUUCGAGUCUAGUAUUAGUUUUAGUCAAUACGACGAUGAUUUGUUGUCGUUUAGAGAUCCAUGUAAUUUCACUCUUACGCAUGUAGAUAGAUCAAGACAGAACUAUAGGCCUGUUGCCAUGAAACCUUCACCUCGACCCAUCGAUUUGAAGCAAAACUAUGCACGUUUGGAUCUUCAGCUGAGUUUGAGCUCCAACUCCAUCAUGUAAAACCAGAAACCCAUGUUUGCAUCUCGAGAAACUAACAGAUUUCUUGAGAAAAUCACGUGAUUUUUCUCAUGAUCAUAUGUAAGUAAAUUAGUAUGGUCUUGAAACUAAUAUAUAUUCAAACAUUUGUUUUGUAUCAUCUUUUGAGGAUGAUGAAGAAUUGGAGUAGAUUUUAUUUA